AUGGCCUACGAAGUCGCUAGCUUCGCCAUUGUGGCUGUCAUAUACGCCCUAUGGCGAUAUGUGAACCACACGGACAUGCCCAAGAUCAAGGGCAUACCCGAGAUUCCGGGUGUUCCGUUGUUUGGAAAUCUGCUACAGAUGGGCACCGCACACCCAAAAGUUGCACAGAGCUGGGUCGAGAAGUUUGGUCCUGUGUUCCAGGUGCGCCUCGGUAACAAGCGCAUCGUCUUCGCAAACGACUUCGAGUCUGUCAAACACCUGUGGAUCACGAACCAGUCUGCUCUCAUCUCCCGGCCGAAGUUGCACACCUUCCACACCGUUGUCUCCUCCUCGGAGGGCUUCACAAUCGGUACCUCGCCAUGGGACGAGUCGUGCAAGGCUCGGCGAAGGGCCGCUGCCACAGCUCUCAACCGUCCGGCCGUCGAGACAUACAUGCCCAUCAUCGAUCUUGAAUCUACUGUCUCAAUCAAGGAGAUGCUGAAGGACUCCAAGGGCGGUACCAUCGAAAUUGACCCGCACCCUUACUUCCAGCGCUUCGCCCUAAACACCAGCCUGACUCUCAACUACGGCUUCCGAAUCACAGGUACUAUUGACGACACGCUGCUGAGGGAGAUCGUGCACGUCGAGCGCGAGGUGUCAAACUUCCGCUCUACUAGUAACAACUGGCAAGACUACAUUCCCCUCAUGCGACUCUGGUCCCGCCAGAACAGCGCCGCCGGUGAAUACCGCGCUCGCAGAGCAAAAUACAUGAAUAAGCUCCUCCGCAUGCUUAAAGAAAACAUUGCGAAUGGGACAGACAAGCCGUGCAUCUCCGGGAACAUCAUCAAGGAUCCCGAAGCCAAGCUCAACGACGCCGAAAUCAUGUCCAUCGGCCUCACUAUGGUCUCCGCCGGCCUAGACACCGUACCAGGCAACAUUAUCAUGGCCAUCGGCACCCUCGCCUCCUCAACGGGCCAGGCCAUCCAAGCCCGCGCCCUUGCCGAAAUCCGCAAAGCCUAUCCCAACAACGACGCCUGGCACCGCUGCCUGCACGAGGAAAAAAUCCCCUACAUCACCGCGUUCGUCAAGGAAACCCUCCGCUUCUGGACCGUCCUGCCCAUCUGCCUGCCGCGCGUCAGCACAAAACCCAUCACCUGGCGCGACGCCGUCAUCCCCGCAAACACAACCUUCUACAUGAACGCCUACGCCGCCGACUACGACCCCACUCACUUUGAAGACCCGUACGUCUUCAACCCGGACCGCUUCAUGGAUGUUCCCGACGGCGCGGGGACCCCGCAUUUUGGCUUUGGUGCGGGCAGUCGUAUGUGCAUCGGCUCGCAUCUUGCUAAUCGUCAGCUGUACACUGCGUUUGUCCGCCUGAUUAGUGCGUUUGAUAUGUCUGAGGCCGUCGAUCCGCGGAAUCGCCCCGUGCUCGACUGCCUCGAGGCGAAUGCGAUCCCGACUAGUCUGACCAUGGAGCCGAAGAAGUUCAAGUGUCGCUUUGUGCCCAGGGAUCGGGCCAAGCUGGAGGAGUGGAUUCGUGAGAGCGAGGAGUUGACAAAGGAUUUGUGA
Messenger RNA from Pseudovirgaria hyperparasitica, 1551 nucleotides. RefSeq names its product putative phenylacetate 2-hydroxylase. The record is from RefSeq and is a predicted model, not a curated record. NCBI's taxonomy places the organism in Eukaryota, Fungi, Ascomycota, Dothideomycetes, Acrospermales, Acrospermaceae. The transcript is spliced from 3 exons. Gene Ontology annotation, molecular function: oxidoreductase activity, acting on paired donors, with incorporation or reduction of molecular oxygen; iron ion binding; monooxygenase activity. Bases 1 to 1551 code for a protein of 516 amino acids.